Messenger RNA from Cyphellophora europaea CBS 101466, 1617 nucleotides. RefSeq lists its product as uncharacterized. The transcript has a single exon. Lineage: Eukaryota; Fungi; Ascomycota; Eurotiomycetes; Chaetothyriales; Cyphellophoraceae. The record is from RefSeq and is a predicted model, not a curated record. Bases 1 to 1617 code for a protein of 538 amino acids.
AUGACCACCGCGACUGUUGAAGCUCUCUCUCUGGCGUCGCUGACCGCACUACUGUCGCAGCCGCCCCAGUAUCCCCGCAAUCCAACUCACAAGUCGCAUCAGCCCCUCGUACUUUACAUUGUCCGGGUGCCUGGCAGUAGAGACGUUGUCCUAACGCCUCUAAAACCUCCGACGAAGGCUUCGAUAAGCCUCGAUGCGAUACAGACGAGUCUAUACUAUUUACACGUCGAAACCGCCGAUGAUGAAGUAGUCAAACAAUCGCUCGAGGCUGAACGACGGGCCUCCGAUGAAAACAGACCACCUCCUGUUCCCAUUCAGCGCAAGCCUUUGCCACCUACAAGUUUCGCCAACUACCCGCCUUCACGGAGGCCGCCUACACCACCCAAAAGCUACCCCGAUUUCCAACCCGCGGGCGAUAAUAGUAACAAGCAGUACGAUCGAUAUGCUGCAAGAGGUAGCCAUGUCAGACUAGGGGUUGACACUACAGCAAAGCAGUCAAAGCCCCGUGGCGCAAGACCGAUGCCUUCGACAGGAGUCGCAUAUCACGAUAAUCAGUCUCCCCGCGAUGCUGUCGACGAGUCCGCCAAUAUUCCUACCAAACUUCAGAUUCCUGAGCAGCCACCUUCCUUCGAUGCAGCAACUCUGUCUGCGCUUACACGGCAAGAGAGCCCAAGUAGUCCAUCUCCGGAUAUUAUUCCGAGCCACUUCACCAAGUUGACGUUAAUUAGACGGGAUCCGACCUCGGGUGCUCAGUGGAAUGUGGGUAGCAUACGGGUAGGUACUCGGCGCCAUCAUUUAUCACCCCUGCAGCCUGUCGAAGUUACGCUCACGAGCCCUGGAUACACACGAUUUGCGCAGAUGCCGGAUACUGCCUCGCCUGUCAAGCGGGCUUCAUUCGAUCUACUGAGAUCCCCUUCUCCGCCCAGGGGCAACCCGUUCUGGCGAUACGUCGGAUUUCGCACUGUUGCCGACGAGAAGACAAGCCUGCAAGACGUACGAGUCAGUUCCAACGAGUUCAGCGAACAGUCAAAAGGAUCGAGCAACAAGAAGCCGCGCCAGGUCUACUCUUUCACUUCGCCAUGGCAAGGAAUGUGCAUUUUCAGUAACGGGGUUGAUGGCAAGAGUCUGCGUCUGAGGCACUCUCUCCCCACAAACAGCAAUGCAAUCGGCGAGCAAGGAGCUGGUGUGGCAGAGCUCCGGCUGAAUCUCCCAUGGUCGAUCCUGCGCGCGAGAGAAGCCAACCGGCAGUCUGCAUCGGAGCCUGAGAAGUUACCAAUAUCUGAACUCAUCGGUAAAUCCAAGAAGGAGCAAUUUCGUCGAAGCAUGCAGAUGCUCAAGCACGACUCGAAACACUUAUUGCGAGAGUUACGGGAAGGCAAGUCUUCCGGCGAUGAUAAUGCAGUCGAGCGGAAGCUGCCUAGCGGCGCUGAGCUUGUCGAUGAGAACUAUCGCUUGAGUCUGAAGCUCGGCCGUGAAAAGGCCGGAGGAGGAUUCAAGGGUGAUAGUGCGAAACUUGGAAAGCUGAUACUGGAGGAUGAGGGGCUGAAGAUGGGUGAUUUGGUAGUGGCCUCUUGUAUGGGAUGCUGGUGGCAGCAUUACCACGAUACAGUGCAAUGA